AUGAACGAUUUAACUACCUACCAAAGUUCAGAUAUUUUGACACCGGAAAAUCAAGAUGAAACAUUUCGCGUUGUGAUCUGUGAUCCACCGUUCUUUUAUAUACCUAUGGCACAAAUAUUCGAAGCUGUAGAGAUGAUUUGCAAGGGUGAUUUUAGCACCAAAAUAUUGAUAGGGUUUUUAAAACGAGAAGAGGCGACACUUUUAAAAACAUUUGCACCAUUUAGGUUGUCAAGGACUAACUUUCCCCUAGAAUACGCUGAUGUCAAGUCUAACAAGUGGACAAAUUAUGCAUUGUAUUCAAAUAUUGAUUUGCCUGGAAUUAAAAGAAUACGAAA
Molecule: messenger RNA, 335 nt
Organism: Paramuricea clavata
Lineage: Eukaryota; Metazoa; Cnidaria; Anthozoa; Malacalcyonacea; Plexauridae
Source: the annotation of a GenBank genome assembly